AUGACUCAAUUAGAUGUCGAAUCAUUGAUUCAAGAACUCACACUAAAUGAAAAGGUUCAACUUCUGUCCGGAUCAGACUUUUGGCACACCACCCCAGUUAGACGUCUAGGAAUUCCAAAGAUGAGAUUAUCUGACGGUCCUAACGGCGUCCGAGGAACCAAGUUUUUCAAUGGAGUUCCAACCGCAUGUUUUCCUUGUGGUACUGGAUUAGGUGCCACUUUCGAUAAAGAACUUCUAAAAGAAGCUGGCUCCUUGAUGGCAGACGAAGCUAAAGCAAAAGCUGCCUCGGUAGUUUUGGGUCCUACAGCUAACAUUGCUCGAGGCCCCAACGGAGGAAGAGGCUUCGAAUCUUUUGGAGAGGAUCCAGUGGUUAAUGGAUUAUCUAGUGCUGCAAUGAUUAAUGGAUUGCAAGGUAAAUAUAUUGCGGCUACCAUGAAACAUUAUGUUUGUAACGAUUUAGAGAUGGAUCGUAAUUGCAUUGAUGCACAGGUGUCUCACAGAGCUCUAAGAGAAGUGUACCUUCUUCCAUUCCAAAUUGCGGUAAGAGAUGCAAAUCCUCGCGCUAUCAUGACUGCUUAUAAUAAAGCAAACGGUGAACAUGUAUCUCAGUCAAAGUUUCUUCUAGAUGAGGUUUUGAGAAAAGAAUGGGGCUGGGAUGGUUUGUUAAUGUCCGAUUGGUUCGGUGUGUACGAUGCAAAGUCUUCUAUCACUAAUGGUCUUGACCUGGAAAUGCCUGGUCCACCUCAGUGCAGAGUCCAUUCGGCAACCGAUCAUGCCAUCAAUUCUGGGGAGAUACACAUAAAUGAUGUCGAUGAGCGGGUGCGAAGCCUCUUAAGUUUAAUUAACUAUUGUCACCAGAGUGGCGUCACUGAGGAGGAUCCGGAGACAUCCGAUAACAACACCCCAGAGACCAUCGAAAAACUCAGAAAAAUCAGUAGAGAAUCAAUCGUCUUGCUGAAGGAUGAUGACAGGAACAGAAGUAUCCUUCCUCUGAAGAAGUCAGAUAAAAUUGCCGUGAUUGGAAACAAUGCUAAGCAGGCUGCAUAUUGCGGAGGAGGUUCUGCUUCUGUUCUCUCGUACCAUACUACAACUCCUUUCGACUCUAUCAAAUCACGAUUGGAAGAUUCAAACACUCCAGCUUACACCAUCGGUGCUGAUGCUUACAAGAACCUUCCGCCUUUGGGCCCUCAGAUGACAGACAGCGAUGGAAAACCGGGGUUCGACGCCAAAUUUUUUGUUGGCUCGCCUACAUCUAAAGAUAGAAAGCUGAUUGAUCACUUUCAGUUGACCAAUUCACAAGUCUUCCUGGUUGACUACUAUAAUGAACAGAUCCCUGAAAACAAAGAGUUUUACGUAGACGUUGAAGGGCAAUUCAUUCCUGAGGAAGAUGGAACCUAUAACUUUGGCUUGACCGUAUUCGGAACGGGAAGAUUAUUCGUGGAUGAUAAGCUGGUUUCCGAUAGUAGCCAAAACCAGACCCCUGGAGAUUCCUUUUUUGGACUAGCAGCUCAAGAGGUUAUCGGGUCCAUUCAUUUGGUCAAGGGUAAAGCAUAUAAAAUAAAGGUUCUUUAUGGAUCCAGUGUCACCAGAACAUAUGAAAUUGCAGCCAGUGUUGCUUUUGAAGGAGGAGCAUUUACUUUUGGUGCAGCAAAACAAAGAAAUGAAGAUGAAGAAAUUGCUAGAGCUGUGGAAAUUGCUAAGGCAAAUGAUAAAGUGGUGUUGUGCAUAGGUCUAAAUCAAGACUUUGAAAGUGAGGGAUUCGACAGGCCGGAUAUCAAAAUUCCUGGAGCAACCAACAAGAUGGUAAGUGCUGUUUUGAAGGCUAACCCUAACACUGUGAUCGUCAACCAAACAGGAACCCCAGUCGAGAUGCCAUGGGCCAGUGACGCUCCAGUGAUCUUGCAGGCUUGGUUUGGGGGGUCUGAGGCAGGGACCGCUAUAGCUGAUGUACUAUUCGGUGACUACAACCCUAGCGGAAAACUAACGGUUACUUUUCCCUUGAGAUUUGAGGAUAACCCUGCAUAUCUCAACUUCCAAUCCAAUAAGCAAGCAUGUUGGUAUGGGGAAGACGUUUAUGUGGGCUACAGAUAUUACGAGACCAUAGACAGGCCUGUGUUAUUCCCAUUUGGCCACGGAUUGUCAUUCACCGAAUUUGAUUUUACCGACAUGUUUGUCAGGCUUGAAGAAGAAAACCUUGAAGUUGAGGUUGUAGUCAGAAACACAGGAAAGUAUGAUGGUGCUGAAGUUGUGCAGUUGUACGUAGCACCAGUAUCCCCAUCCCUGAAAAGGCCCAUCAAAGAACUCAAGGAAUAUGCUAAGAUUUUCUUAGCCAGUGGUGAGGCAAAAACAGUUCACCUGAGCGUUCCUAUUAAGUAUGCCACUUCGUUCUUUGACGAAUAUCAGAAGAAAUGGUGCUCCGAGAAAGGAGAGUACACAAUCUUACUGGGAUCCAGCUCAGCAGAUAUUAAAGUUUCGCAAUCUAUUACUUUAGAAAAAACAACUUUUUGGAAAGGUUUAUAG
This is a messenger RNA of Komagataella phaffii GS115, 2520 nucleotides long. RefSeq lists its product as hypothetical. Lineage: Eukaryota; Fungi; Ascomycota; Pichiomycetes; Pichiales; Pichiaceae. Gene Ontology annotation, biological process: glucan catabolic process. Gene Ontology annotation, molecular function: beta-glucosidase activity. The record is from RefSeq and is a predicted model, not a curated record. The coding region runs from base 1 to 2520 and encodes 839 amino acids. The transcript has a single exon.